AUGACUGUCGUAGAUGCGCCGGAGAGCGCGGCUGGUCCUAUGGUCACGUAUAAUGGGGUGAUGUACUUUAAAGGUACCCUCGACAUACCCGCCGAAGCCCGUGCGACCGCCAACUUUGAAGGUGAAGGCGAAUUGACGUUUACAUGCGAGGGCACGUGGGGCAAAGACGGCCACGCUAAAGCGGUCGGAGAGUGGAAGGUCGUUCCGGGUAGUGCGACUGGUGCAUUUGCUGGGCUGAAAGAUGGGGUGUUGGUCGGUGGAGGUUGGACUUGGUGCCUUGGUCCAGCUGACAGAUUUGCCACACCUUCUACCACCUCGUCAUAUCGAUUGAACAACUCGCUUGCUUUAUUAGUAAUGUUUCGACGGGGAAAUGAAUGGGAUUGGGUACCUGGAUUGGUCAGCAGUCCUUCGUACUACUUGUGGCUUCCUUUCCGCCCCAAAUAUCAUCCGAAAGCUCUUAUAUUGACACCUCUUUUAUUAGAAAUUGAAGCAUCAUUCGACUGUGACACUUGGGACGAAAAGGAUGUACCAAAGCUCGAAGGCCAAACGCUGCGCAUCACGCGUACGCGCACGGAGCGCACGUUUAAAGGCGGGAUGAAGGGAAAGGGGGUCGCAGAGUAUACGUUCAUCUACCAUCCUACGAAAGAGGAAGCCAAUAGUGGUGCGUGCCGUCCCUAG
Acaulospora colombiana is the source of this 678-nucleotide messenger RNA. NCBI's taxonomy places the organism in Eukaryota, Fungi, Glomeromycota, Glomeromycetes, Diversisporales, Acaulosporaceae. The record is from the annotation of a GenBank genome assembly.